Psilocybe cubensis is the source of this 1569-nucleotide messenger RNA. RefSeq lists its product as uncharacterized. The record is from RefSeq and is a predicted model, not a curated record. Bases 1 to 1569 code for a protein of 522 amino acids. The transcript has a single exon. Gene Ontology annotation, molecular function: protein binding. Lineage: Eukaryota; Fungi; Basidiomycota; Agaricomycetes; Agaricales; Agrocybaceae.
AUGGGGAUCGCCGACUUGCCUGCGGAGCUGCUUUUUGAAGUAGCAUCGCACCUCGAUCAAUCUGAGGGCCCGGAACAAGCUCGUUUGGCUCUCACUUGCAGGUGGUUUUAUACGACUCUUAUGCGCGGUGUAGCAGAGUACCAAUCUCGUCAGUUUGAGGUUCUACUCCAGCGGGCCGUGAUUACACCGUCCCUUCAGGCCUCCCCACUUAGUGCUGUCCAACUUGACAAAGACAGUGCCAACUUGAAGCUAUUCGAGAGGCCCUUUAGCGACCUUGUAGUACAUGCCACUCACCUAGACGCUGCAGACACUCGAAGCUUGCGGUACAUAAUUUGCCAGUCGAAGCACCUACAGAGUGUGGAGAUUGCGAUAAUUCAGCCGCUUCGUGACCAUCGGCACCUGGCGGCUGUGAUGGGAACAUGCUUUGGCAAAACAGGACUCCACCUCAGGAUAACUGGUAGUUUCAGCGGAGACCAAAGUCCAUUCAGCUUCCAAUUCCACUCCAAUGGUCAAUCCAUCCAAAUUGCAUCUCAUCCAACAGAAGGUAUCCAUGCAGUGUCCAGGACUGGAAUAUGGCCCAAUUUUCGGUACUUCUUUCGCCGCUUUUUGGCACUAUUUCCAGCUGCGUUACCUUCUACGCCUAUUUCAGGAGAGAGCCCUUUAGCUGCACCGACUCCAACUGUAACUUUUACUGUCACUCAGCGCAAACCCAAAUUUCACAUAUCUUCCUUGCCAACCCCUCAAUUAGAGUCCCUGCAUCUAGACGGCGCACUCUCCCUUCUGCAAUCUGUGUAUCCGGUCACCCUGAAGGCUUUAAACUCGCAAAUGACGAGUCUUACACUCCAGCGAAUCUCGUUCAGUAUAUUCGACUGGAAUCAAAUCUUACCCUCCAUUUCUCUACCUGUGUUAAAGACCUUUACACUGAUUGGGGAUCUAACUAUCGCAUUUCCAGAUUUACUAAUGUUCUUCGAACGUCAUCAAUCGAUCGAGCACCUAUAUAUGACGGAUAAAAACCUCAUUGGCAUGGCAAAAAUGCCUCUACAUUCCAUCUUACCGAACCUCAAUACACUAGGUGCCAACUCGGAAUACCUUACACCAUUUCUUCAGUACAAGCGACUUGGUCAUCUCCCUGCAUUGCGCUACAUACACAUUAGUAGCAUUAAAACCCCCAACGGUCCAUCGAUGACGCGAUAUCCAUAUCCAUGCGACGAUCUUUAUCCAGUUUAUGAACUGAUGUCUGACCCACAUUUCAGCGACUUAUGGGUUACCAUUGAUGCAUUAAGACCGAGUGGGCUCAUGGACUGGAUUUUAUUCUCGAAAUUUGCUAAUAGAGAUGGAAAUAGCUUUGUUCACCUUGCAGGCGUCAAAGUUUUGACCGUUAAAAGCCAGGACAUGUCCAUCUCUGUAGAAGCUACUCAGAAGUUAGAGGAGUGGAAAGAUAGUGCCGGUAAUCCAGGAGGUAUUAGUCAACCUCACCAGGAUAAUAAGGCUAUGGAUAGCAUAUCUGUCAUGGAGAACCUUAUAUGGGUUAAAUGUGCGCAGUUGGAGACGCUACAGUUAGGUGUGUAG